AUGACUCAGAUGCUUCUGCUCUUGCUGUACGGCUUCGUGUUUCUUUUGGCCACAGAGUCCUGCAGGACGUUAUGCCAGGCUGCCAGCAAGAGCAAGGAGCAGGUAUCUACCAGGGCAUACGGUGACUGCCAUGGCGCUUGUGUGGACAAUUCCUACUGCAGCCAACCUUGCCCUCCAGACACUCCAGGGGAUGUGGGGUUUUUAUGCAGGCAAAAGAAAUGGCACAAAGUUACUGACACCUGCCGGACUCUCAGCGCCUUCAACAUCUUCGAGGAAGAUUCAAAUUAUGUUCAAAUAUUUGGAGGAUCAAAAUUCAGUGAAUAUACCAAGAAGCCUGAGACCAUUACAGAUUUGUUAAUGGAAAAGUGUCCACAGGAUCUGUCCUGUGUGAUCAGGAACAUUCAGAAGUCUCCCCGGAUUCCAGGAAACAUCGCUGUGAUUGUGCAGCUCUUACACAACAUCUCCACUGUGCCAAUGACAGAUGUUGAUGAGGCAAAGAUGCAGAGUUACAGCAUCAUGGCCAACCACAUUCUUAAUAGCAAAAGCAUCUCAAACUGGACCUUCAUCCCCGACAGAAACAGCAGCUGCAUCCUGCUACAUUCAAUCAAUUCUUUCGCAAGAAAGCUAUUUUUCAAUAAGCAUCCCAUUGACAUAGCAGAGAACUUCAUCCAUACGGUGGGAACCAUCCUCUCUAGAGACAAUGCCGGAAAGAAUCUCACCUUUUCAAUGAGAGUUAACGACACCAGCGAUGUGGUCGUGGGGAAGGUGUUGAUCAGCAGAGAGGAACUUCAGGAGGUGCCUUCUCCUUCUCAGGCUGUCAGCAUCGCAUUUCCAACUCUUGGGGCCAUCUUAGAAACCAGUGUUUUGGAAAGCAUCGCCGUGAAUGGGCUUGUCCUGUCUGUCAUUCUACCCAAGGAACUUGAAAGAAUCUCUCUGGUUUUUGAAAAGAUCAGCAAGUCGGAGGACAGGAGGACAGAGUGUGCAGGCUGGCACUCCUUGGAGAGCAGAUGGGACCGCAAGGUCUGCCGAAUGAUCCAGGAGAACUCCCAGCAGGUGGUGUGCAAAUGUAGCCCAAGCAAGAUAUUUACUUCCUUCUCGAUUCUGAUGGCACCCCACGUCUUGCAGAGCCCGAUUCUGAUUUACAUCACGUACAUAGGCCUGGGUGUUUCUAUUUGCAGCUUGGUCCUCUGCUUGUGCAUCGAGGCCCUGGUCUGGGGCCAGGUGACGAAGACAGAGAUCUCAUUCUUACGCCACGUGUGCAUUGCUAACAUUGCAACCACCUUACUGAUGGCUGAUGUGUGGUUCAUCCUGGCUUCCUUUCUCAGUGGUCCAAUGAGGCGCCACAGUGCAUGCGUGGCAGCAACCUUUUUCGUUCACUUCUUUUACCUUUCUGUGUUUUUCUGGAUGCUUGCCAAGGCACUCCUCAUCCUCUACGGAAUCCUGAUUGUCUUCCAUACGUUGCCCAAGUCCGUCCUGGUGGCAGCCCUCUUUGCGGUGGGCUACGGGUGCCCUUUGCUCAUUGCUGCUAUCACGGUCGCUGCCACUGAACCUGGCAAAGGUUAUCUCCGGCCUGAGGCCUGUUGGCUCAACUGGGACAUGACCAAGGCCCUUCUGGCUUUUGUGAUUCCGGCUCUGGCCAUUGUGGUUGUCAACUUGGUCACAGUCACACUGGUGAUUGUCAAGACCCGGCGAGCGGCCAUCGGCAGUUCCAUGUUCCAGGAGGUGAGGGCCAUUGUGAGGAUCAGUAGGAACAUUGCCAUCCUCACGCCACUGCUGGGACUGACCUGGGGAUUCGGCAUAGCCAUGGUCCUCAAUGACGGCUUGCUGGCUUUCCACAUCAUCUUCUCCCUGCUCAAUGCCUUCCAGGGCUUCUUCAUACUGGUGUUUGGAACAAUCCUGGAUCCGAAGAUAAGAGAUGCCUUAAAGGAUCGAAUAAACUCUGCAAAAUGGAUCUCCAGGAUAUCAGAGAAUGUUUCUUCUGAUUUCUCUCGUCACCCCACCAAAGGGCCAAGCUAG
Molecule: messenger RNA, 2016 nt
Organism: Rangifer tarandus platyrhynchus (Svalbard reindeer)
Lineage: Eukaryota; Metazoa; Chordata; Mammalia; Artiodactyla; Cervidae
Source: the annotation of a GenBank genome assembly